This is a messenger RNA of Trichobilharzia regenti, 4737 nucleotides long. The record is from the annotation of a GenBank genome assembly. NCBI's taxonomy places the organism in Eukaryota, Metazoa, Platyhelminthes, Trematoda, Strigeidida, Schistosomatidae.
AUGCCGAAAAUGGUGUUGCGUACAUCUAAAAAGGUCACUGUGUCUGUAAUUGGAUAUCCAGGUUCGGCAGUCGGUGCUCGUCAGCAUGUUGGAAAGUCGUGUUUGAUCAGUCGUUUCCUAGUUCCGUCACAUUUCAAUGACAACCACUUAUCUGUGCUCAGUUUGUCAGAUUUUGAUGGAGAAGUAGUCUGCUCUAGUCACUGGCUCUACUGGGGGGAUAGCAGUGUAACUGUUGAUGGUGUUACGGUACAAAUCAGAAUUAUCGAACAGUGUGAUUUCGUGGAUGAUCACGUUUUUCAGCCUCUCUUUGAGGAUAGGCCUUAUGCUGAAAGAUGCCUGGACUGCAAAAUUCACCUUCACUCAAGGAAGCUGUCGUACAUUUGUAAGGAACAGCUUGGUCACGAGUCUGCUUUCCCACAAGUAUAUCUUGAGCCCACAACUCUGUCCGUCGAUGUUUUCGUAUACGCAUACGAUAUGUCAUUGCGUGGGCCUGCAGCUGUACAACAGGCUGCUUUUUUACGACAUGCUGUGUCACGUCUUUCGUCAUUGAAGUUACCAAUCGUUGUUGCGACAACUAAACAUGAUACAGUUGUUUCUAAUGAAGCUUCAAUCUUACUCAGGAAAACUGUUAGCGAAUCCAAAAGAAGUUGGAUGAAAAAUGUUUGCGUUGUGGAGACAUCUUCACGUCUCAAUAUUAACAUCUCUACUGUCUUUCAAUCUGCUGCAUUUUUCGGAUAUUAUAAUGAUAUGAAAAAGCAUAAACUCCGUAAUGGCCUUCUAGAUCCCAUUCUCAAGAGAGCAUUGAAUUUGCGAAAGCCGUUUCCCAUAUGUUUCAAGAAGUCAUUAUGCUCCAGUUUACGUUGGUUUGAAUAUGGUAUGAACUCGUGUAAUGGAAAUCUACAUUCGUCUGUUAGUAUACCUUUAAGUUGUCAAAAUAAAGAUUGCUACAUUCAUUCUAUACAAUCUGGUGGCUUGACUGCAUCAAAGGGUGAACUGGGAAUUUCCGAACAAUUUGUACCAUCUCAGGACGUUACUUUAACCAGAACAAACAAUGCUGUAUGUGGCCUUUCUGUCAUACCAGCUCCUCCGUCAGUGCCUUUAACUGGUCCAUGUAGUUUGAAUACAAUUGAAACUAUCGCCUCUUCCUCCUCUUCAGCUGCUGUUGCUACUGAGAUGCAUAAGUCAGUAUCAUUUUCAGAUAAAAGUGCUGACAUGUUAAAUAGUACGGCUUGGGGAGAUACAGUUGUAAAGUUACGCGUACACGGGCAAUCAGAAACUACCAAUCAAAUAAUUUCGGCGUUUCAAGAUUUCUGUCCUUUAGAAUAUCAUAAUGCAAAGAAUGGUCGUAGAUUUCGCGUAAUGGUUGUGAAACAAUCUUCUGAAGGCUUUCCUAUACAAAAGCAUACCUCGACUAAUAUCUUACCAUUCUAUUCUGAUCCACCGAAUCGUCGACCAAUUUGUAUUCAACCGAAUCGUGCACCUUUAAAUGCAUCGUUAAUGUCAGCGUUUUCAGCUCCAAAUAGCAGUCUUUUAAAAAGUAGUCUUAUUACUGUUAUUGAUGAUGAUGAUGAUUGCCAUCAUAGCAAUAAAGAGGAGUUGAUUCGCACCGCUAGAGUAACAUCUACUCCUCAAGCUGGUAGUAAUUCCACUUCACAUUCAUUGCACAAUCCACUGCAGUUCAGUCAUCUAUCAGAAUUUUAUGUAAAUUUAUAUAUACACAAGAAUAGAAAUGAACUGGUCAAAUGCUGCUGUGAACGAAUACAUAACAACAUGCCUACUAAUUUCAUCUCACAAAGUUCGACUAAUAAUUCUAAUAUUGAACGAAAUUCUAUAAAGGUUUUAACUUAUUUAUGCCUUAAAACUUCUAAUGCAAUUGAAAAAAGAAAUACAAUCGUAUCUGGACUAGUGUUUUCAUCGCGUUACAAAUUCCCCUACUUUGUGGUUGAUUUGGAUUCAAUCAGAACAUUUUUGAACAAUCUUCUUUGCUUAGUAGACGAAAAGAUUCAAGAUGAGCGUGGCAGUUCAUCGUUACCUAGCACAGAAGUAACUGAAUCCACUUUUAUUGACUGGAGAUGUUUAGUGAAUAAUAAUAAUAAUAUUGACUAUCUCUCUAUUAUCUCAGAAUUCAUUGGUUCAUCAGAUCUACUCAGCGAUGGAACACUUACAAACAGUAAAUUCAAGUUCUCUGGUGUGCUGGCUUCUGUAGUCGUUGUUUCACACUGUAGUUGUAUCGAUAAUUCUAGCCGACAUGCAAACAAUCAUGUAACCAUUACAACUGGUGAUCCUCACUUUCAUUGUAAGAAUCCUGGUGAUUGCUGCUCGUGUUACACACACUUUAUGCAGUUAGAUCAGGUGAUAGAUUCAUUUGUAUGCCAACCUUCUAUUCCUUCAACAUAUGCAGCGCGUGCUCUAUUCAUUCACUAUGCAUCCUCUUCUUGGUCUGAAAUUGCCAUUCACUUGGAAAAUUCACUGACAAAGUUGUUCUCUUCAUUUGAAUCCGAUCAACAUCAUCAUGGUGGUUGUGAUAUUUUCUCUCUGAUAUUACUCGUUGCCUACCAUUCUCGUUCUUCUCAGCAAACUGCCAUAAUAGAAGCUGAAGAAAUUUGUCACGGGUUAAACUGCAUCCAACGCUUAGCUCAGAUGUAUGAAUAUCCUGUUCUUUUACCACCGUUUUCGGAUAGCUGUCCAGCAGAGGUUCAGAUCACUAAAUCUAAUCCUGAGUUUGCGUUAUCAUCGUCGUCAUCAUCAUCAUCACCAACCAACACAUCACAGGUGGUUCAAAAGGAUCGAUUAUAUACUCCUGUUUGUCCUAUGCUGUGUGAAAAUGUUCAUCCUAUACGAAAUAAAAGAAAGCCAACUUUGAGUUUUUUGUCAUUAUCUCCAAUGGAUGAUGAAAAAACUAAACUCUACAGCCGCAUAUUUCAAGGGAAAUUCAAUAGUUGGUUAUCAACGUCUUCAGCAUCAAGCAGAAAUUUAGCUCAGUCAGUUUGCUCAACGACAACAGCAACAAACACUGAAAAUCAUCUUUCAAGUAUGCUCACGCUUAAAUGUUCACUAAGUCAAUGUCAAAGCCACGGUAGUCACACGCAUUCUAUAUCCGAUUCACGAAUUAUAAGCUCAACAAGUAAUACAGUCGUCGUCGCCUCUCCAUCAAACAACAAUGAUAUAGUUACACUGCCCUGGCUACCGCUUAGUCCAAAUAGUGCGUUUCGUGUUCAGACUGUAAAAAAACCUUUGGGAAAUAGUAUACCAGAUCCCUCGACUGUUAAGUUUGGUAACUCGUUUUAUCGUAACAAUUCUAAUAACCAUGGGAACAGUUCUCAAGAAAAUGGACUUAAUUCCAUGGAAUGUUGUCCUGUAAAACCUGUACUUUGUAAUGAAGACACUUGUCAAAGUAACUUGAAGUCUUCUUCACUACCUCAAAUUGGAGAUUUCAGUUUAACUUGUCCACAGUCACGGUCCACUUCUGGUUUACUCUCUGGUAUGAACUCUUCUGUAGAAGAAUACUAUACUGAACUGCCUAAAGUUACGCAAUCAGAUGUCUUUGGAUCAGAAUCACGUCGUACACAACUGCCUAACAGACCUAAACGACCUUAUCCACGUAUUGAUUCGACGGAUUCUCACUCCUCUUCUCCAUCGUUAAUUACCAAUGAAAAAAGUGUAUUAUCCUCUUCGGAUAUGCUGAGUUUUGAUCAAAUGCCGACAAAGUGUACUGGUACCAGUACUAGUACUAGUACAAAUCAGAAUGUUGUCCUCCAAACGACAUCGGAUCAUCAAAUAUUGCCAGAUAAUAAUUCAGCUGUUUACGCUGAAGUGAAUGAUGCCUUUGUUUAUAACACAAUUCCACCAUAUCAUUCUUCAUCUUCGUCUGCUUCGCUAAUCUCAUCGUCGAAAGCAACUUUUGCGCCGGGUGAAAAAGUUCCAAGUGUAGAUCAUUAUGAUACAGCAGACUAUCCAGUUGAGGAGAAACUUACUGACUUCUUAACGUUGAAACCUGGUCAUCAUACCUGUUGUAUACAUAAUUUUAAAUUCUGUGAUACUAUGCAUCAUCAAGAUGGUUUAGCUGUUCCAUUCACUUCCAACCAGACCUGUUGCUCAGAUUCAUCGCAUUCCCACCUGUUAACAAAUAGUCUUUCAUGUGAUAAAAUUCCCAGUGAUAUUCCUUUUCCCCGACGAGGUUCACAGUUUAAUCCAAAACUGACCAACUUACCAGCUUUACCAACUUCAAAUGAGAUGAUUUCCCCUAACUCGUUCCAUAAUUGUUCUUCUAUGUCUCCGGUUGCCUACUUUUGGCCACCAAACCGGUUAACAUGCCCUCCUGUUUCUGGUUUCCCAUCUUCACCAAGUAUUUAUCCUUCACCUGUACUUCGCUUUCAGCCUACAUGUACACAAAACAACAUAUUAUUAACAGGUGUAUGUCCCAGUAAUAGUGAAUAUCAACUGCCCAAUACUACUUCACCUUUGUGUUUACAAUGUAAUAAUAGGGAUUGUUCGAAAAAUCUUCCCCCCUCUCAGCUUUGUACUUCAAUGGUGUCUGGAGAAUUUCCGUGUCCUUUCCAGACUUCGAUUUCUCAUCCAAAUCAGAAGGAAUCUGCCACUGGAAAUUCAAAUAUCCUGCAUAAAUUCGAUUUAUCCAGAAAACCAUUUUUAUUCGACACAGUAACAACAGCUUUCAGACGUCGCAGUAGUAGUUGGUUUCGGCACAACUCACAAAGUAAUCGUAAAUCAAAGCCAUGA